AUGUCAUGCGAAGAUUUUCAGCAUAUUACUGCAAAACUAGAUGGUACUAAUUACACUCACUGGUUUUUCCUUAUGAAAAGCUUUCUCAAAGGCAAAAGCAUGUGGAAAUACAUAGAUGGGACAGAAACAAAACCCAAAGAAUCUACCUCUAUCAUCAAAGAUAAGGGAACCGAAACAUUAGCAAGUAGUCUUGAAACCUGGGAGACAAACAAUCACAAGAUCCCGACUUGGAUUGGCAACACAUUGAUUACUUCAAUAAGUAUGCAACUUACAAGUUUUGAAGUUGCUAAAGAUGCUUGGGACUUUUUCUCAAAAAGGUACACACAAAUUAACUUUGCUCAAAGAUACAAACUUGAACAAGAUAUUCGUUCUAUGAAGCAACCAUUAAAUCAAUCGAUUUCUAACUUUCACUCUGAGAUGUAUGUGAUUUGGAAUCAACUUGCACUUAUGGAGCCAAAAUGGAUAAAUGAUUUGGAAAUAUGGGAAAAAUAUAGAGAAGAUACAAGACUGGUUAAACUCUUGAUGGCCCUAUGA
Papaver somniferum (opium poppy) is the source of this 534-nucleotide messenger RNA. RefSeq lists its product as uncharacterized. Bases 1 to 534 code for a protein of 177 amino acids. Lineage: Eukaryota; Viridiplantae; Streptophyta; Magnoliopsida; Ranunculales; Papaveraceae. The record is from RefSeq and is a predicted model, not a curated record. The transcript has a single exon.